AAAAAUCCACUAUUGCGAGCAUAUUGCCCAAUCCCGAACCCGAACUCUUCCUCUCCAACGUCAGCAUGGCGUCUGCAACGGACGACUUGGUGGCACAGUCUCUGUAUCAGACAAAUCACAUGCCUUGCUUGGAAGAACUCCAAGAAAAUGAAAGACUCCCACCGACGAUGGAACAAAUGACAUACAUGCGAAAUUGCGACGGAUACAUAUGGAUGAAAUCGUUGGACUGUCUCAGGACAGCAGUAAUAAACACACUGUGAACGCACUCAAUCAUUACAGUGCUCUAACCCUGCUCGAGAUUGGUCGUUAUCUUCGAUUUGUAGUCAUACUGUGGACGCGUGUAAUGACAGCCAUCGUCAUGGGUGGGCUCGGAAUUUUUGGUUCCUUCUCGCUCAUUCCUUUCGCAGUGAAUGCAACUAUCUUCCAUUUGGCAGCAUUGACAUUUUCCCUGGCGCUGUACUCCCCGAUCCUCAUCAAGCUAUACUACUAUUGGCCGAUAAGUAUGGUAAAGGCCUUGGCCUCGUCAAUUCUGGUAAUCCCAACCUGUUCCACGCAAUAGGAGUGGAUCAGGUAGAGAUCGCAAUGAGGGCUCUUAAGCAACCUGCCGAUG
This is a messenger RNA of Cantharellus anzutake, 610 nucleotides long. RefSeq lists its product as uncharacterized. The coding region runs from base 209 to 559 and encodes 116 amino acids. The record is from RefSeq and is a predicted model, not a curated record. Lineage: Eukaryota; Fungi; Basidiomycota; Agaricomycetes; Cantharellales; Hydnaceae. The transcript has 7 exons.